Molecule: messenger RNA, 4523 nt
Organism: Mercenaria mercenaria
Lineage: Eukaryota; Metazoa; Mollusca; Bivalvia; Venerida; Veneridae
Product: probable mitochondrial 2-oxodicarboxylate carrier
Exons: 8
Coding region: 95-940 (281 amino acids)
Biological process (GO): transport
Cellular component (GO): mitochondrion
Molecular function (GO): transmembrane transporter activity
Source: RefSeq, a predicted model, not a curated record
CUGUUUGUUGUUGAACACUCGGAUGUACUCUACAUUUAUCCACAAAUUAAAAAAAAAAAAAAGAAACUAAAAUUAAAAUCAGAUACCCUCAACAAUGACACAUAGCGAAAAGAGGUCUCACUGGUUCAGGGAAGGAGCUAUUGGCCUUGGAGUUGGAGUGUUGUAUGGCGUAACUAAUACAUGUGUAGGACAUCCAUGGGAUACCCUGAAGACAAAAAUGCAGGCACAGGCAGGCUAUGAGAAGACAAGCAUGUUACAGACAUUGGUGAAGACACUCAGAACUCAAGGAGUCAUUGGACUGUAUAGGGGCUGUAUUCCACCAUUGUGGGGCUCUGGCAUAUACAGAUCUAUGCAGUUUGCUGUGUUUGAAGGCGUAUACACAUUUUUAGACAAUCCAUUGAUGAGGCAUGAGAUACCGCUCACUGCAGGGCUACAGUUGAGGGUAUUAGCAGCUGGAGCAGUGGCCUCAACAACUAGAGCUGUCAUAGAAACACCGCUAGAGUUUGCAAAGAUCAGAAGACAAACGCAACAAUCUUGGGAGUUAAGAAAAGUGUACACGGGCUUUGGCAUAACCUGGGUACGAACUAUGGGUCUCAUGUGCUCAUACUUCAUGCUGGUAGAUACUGGUCGCAGAAACUUUCCAGAACAUUUUAAACGUCCCAUCCUCGGUCCAUUCCUUAUAUCGGGUUGUGCAGCUACACUAGGAUGGUGGAUUGUGUGGCCAUUUGAGUACAUGAAGUCCCAAGUACAGAGUGGAUAUGGAGGUAAACAAAUAGCUGUAUACAAGAGAAUGGCAACAAUUAUCAGAGAAAAGGGAUUCUUCUCUUUGUACCGUGGAAUAAUGCCAGGAACCAUUCGCAGUUUUCUUGCCAAUGGAACCAGUAUGGUCGUCAUGACAUUUGCUCAGAGAAAAGUGACAGAACUUGGACUUAGAGAUUGAAGAGAGAGUACAAAAUGGAAGUUGAACUUGCAUUGAUUCCACAAGUGUAUAUCUGUGAUAUUUGUAUGGUUGUAAUUAUGUCUUCCAGUUAAAAAGACAGUCAAUGUUUUGUUACCAAGCUAAAAGCUUGUUCAGACAAAGUGAGAUAAAUUUAGAGGAAAUAAACUAGACAGGUAACAAAUUUAUAUAGGUCAGUGUUAAGAUAUUAUUCAAAUUUCUGGCAUUUUUAUUGGCCUAGAGACAUCUUUCACAGACCUGAUAUAUUCCAUAUUAGGUUGAGUAAGUGAUCCUUGAUAUGGAAGUUUUGGCUUUGUUAAUAAAGUCAGAAUUCUGCAGAAAAGGCAGGGUAGUCAGUAACAUAAAAUCGUUACAUGACUUGUUUUGAACAGACAAGGGAUAAAUGUUCCCAUGUUUUGGCCUAACAUGGAUUUCCAAGGUAAUGUGCCACAAACCAUUGUAUCUAAUAAUACCUUACCAUAGGGAAAAUCUGUGAAAGCUACUACUAAUAUGUACUUUCCUUCAAUCAUCACCUUCUCUGAAACUGUUUGGCAGAAGUUGAUGAAACUUAACCUGAAUGUUCCUUAGAUGGUCCUCUUCCAGACUUGCUGACAUUGUUCUGCUUGGUUGGCAAAGUAGCUUUACCCUUGUCAUAAACUGCUGGUCCUAUUCCAAAUUGGUUUGCAAAUGAUCCUUGGAGGUAUAUCCCUCUACUUAGAUUGUUCAAAUUUUUCUGAUUUGUCAAAAAAACAUGGUUUUCAGAGGGAAUAUAUUGUAUACAUAGCAGAAAUUUCAAAAAUCUUGUAAGAUUUUAAUUGUUUUGCAGAAAUGAUCCAUGGGUCAUGCACAACCAAUGUUAUUAAGUUAUUCUGACUUGUCCAAAAAAUAUGGCUGCCAGAAGGUGUGGUCACUUUUUCACAUAUGUAUAUAAUAUCUUCUUGUCAGAAACUGCUGGCCUGAUUUUAAAAUAAUUUUACAUAAUUGUUCUUGUGACCCUUUACUUAGUGUGUAAAAUUAUUCAAUUUGCCAAAAAAAAAACAUGGUCACAAGAGCUAAAAAUAGAAAAUUUUUAAAACAUCUUCUCCAAAACCAUUGCUCCAAUUUUAUAAUGAUUUUCUUCUCCGAAGAUUGUUCAGUUCAGAUUACUUUGAUUUAUCAAAAAAAAACAUGGCUACUAUAGGCUGUUUUACCUGUAUAAAUAUGUUGUGGGAAAUAAAAAAAAGUCUUGUCAUAAACUGCUGGCCCAGCUUCAGAAUCAGUUCACAGGAAAGUUUUUAAUAACUCUGUUCCAAAAUUGUUCAACUUGUUCCCGAUUCAUCAUAUAACAUGGCUACCAGUUUCCUUUUAUGUAUACAGUGGAUACAUUUAAAAAAUCUUCUUUGAGUAAUGAAUUCACACUUCCCUUGGAUGACCCUUACAUAGAUUUUAACUUGAUCAAAUUUAAAAAAAAAAACAGUAUGGAAACAAGAGGGCAUGGUCACCUUUCACUGUAUAUACAAGAUGGCCCCAAUUAUUUCGAGUUCUAAGAAACAAUUGGCUGCAAGAGCAAAAAAUAAAACAAUUUGCUACAACAUCUGUUCAUAAACUAUUGGUUUGAUUUUGAAAAACCGUCGUUUAUAUGACUGAAAAAUUGUUGAAAAAGACGUUAAACUCGAACACACACACACAUUUUGAAAUACUUUCACAGAAAUGUUCUUUGGGUAACCCUCUGCUAAUCCAUUUAAAGUCAUCUUGAUAUGAGAAAAAAAUCCUGCUUGGGAUGAGCCUAGUUUUCUGUAUAUGGCUGAUCGGAAAACUGAAAGUUGCCUUCUCUGAAUCUGCAGACUAGGCUUCAAAAUAAUUUAGCAGAAUUAAUUCUUAUUGUAGCUGUUCGAGCUAUGAAACUCUGAUGAGCGAUAUAGGGUCAUGAUGGCUCUCUUGUUAUUUUUAGGAAUUCUAGUUCUUUUUGGCCCAAAUCAUGAAACUUUAUUCUGGAGACUUUAUUUGGAGUUGCCUUAAUUUUUGUUUAUCUUUUAUAUGUAUUUACAAAUUUUAAGAUCUGUUAUGUGUUGAAUUUUAUAUUCUUAAACAUCAUUGGAACCAUUUGAUGUGUUUGACAUGCCGACUGGUGGGAGACCACAUAAUGACUGUAGACCAGCAUAUUUUUUUAUCAUAGUAUUUUUAUGAGCACGUUAGAAUGAAACUAAUGCAGGUCUUUGUGUUGCUUAUCAUUGUCCAAAUACAACAAUAUACUUGGAAAUUUUAUCAGUUGGAAUAAAGCUGAGUAAUUUUCAACUGCCUGUAUGCCAACAUUUUUGGUAUUUUGUUUUUAUAUGAAUUAUGAGAGAUUUUUUGCAACUUUUGAUAUUUUGUUGAAGGUAUUGUUUUUGCAUUUAUUAAUCAAAACCCAUACCAAACUUGUCUAGUCCUUAGAUGAUGUGUCCUAGUCUUUAGUUUUGUUUGAAUUGGAAUCUCAAGGCAUUAAGCAAUUACAUAAUUAUGCUUACACUGAUGUAAAUGGCAUAUCUAAUAUCAAUAUGGCAAAUCUGUAUAAUUCAGGGUCCAUUGUUUUGAUAGAAGCCCUGUAGUAAUCUCUCUGUCUAUCCAUCCUACCGAACACCUUUGUCCGAGCUUUACCUUUGUAACUCCUGGUCCAAUUUUAUUAACCGAGUUAUUAGAUUGGGGUAUGUCGUUGGUCGGGCAGGCGGGCGGGCGGCGGCGUCAAACUGGUGUUUCCAGUCAAUAACUUUUGUUUCGGUAAAGAUAUUUGAAUAAAACUUGGUAUGUAUGUAGCUUAUAUCAAGACAAAGGCUGGGAUUGAUUUUGGGGUUUCUGGGGUCAAGAUCAAGGUCACUGUUACUUAAAAUAGAAAAAGGGUUUCCGGUCAAUAACGUUUGUUUCGGUAAAGAUAUUUGAAUAAAACUUGGUAUGUGUGUAGCUUAUAUCAAGACAAAGGCUGGGAUUGAUUUUGGGAUUUCUGGGAUCAAGGUCAAGGUCACUGUUACUUAAAAUAGAAAAAUGGUUUCCGGUCAAUAACUUAACUUAGGAAUGAGCUAUCAUGAUGAAACUUGGUGUAUAGAAAACUUAUAUAAAGUUGUAGCUUGGGAUUGAUUUUGGGGUUUCUGGGAUCAAGGUCAAGGUCAUUGUUACUAAAAAUAGGGUUAGGGUUAGGUUAGGGUUAGGGUUAGGGUUGUGCUUUAAAGUGGUGCACUGUGAUUCAGUAUACCUUUUUAUUCUUAUGAAAAGUGUUGAAAACCUGGUUUCAUGGCAUUGCCGCGUUUCUUGUUAAUGCUUAACAGCAUAAGUAUUCAGCACAAAUUUUCUGAUUGCAGUACACAGAAUUUUAGGUCAGGAGAGGUCAAAGGAUCAUAAAAUAUUACACAUUAUUGCCUGUGCCAAUAAUUUUCACUCUUACUGUAAUUUUAUUUAAACUUGGUAUAUAACAUGACAUGGUGAUAUGUUUCAAUGAGGGUCAGAAUGGUCUUAAAAUAUUGUACUAUUUUGGACAUCUUGUAUGCUGUUUUUUCAUAUUCUCAGGGGCCUAAGGGAUUGUUUUAUUUCCAAUAACAGAUUAACCAUUUCCUAGAUAGUAUUUGGGUUUAUUUUU